Messenger RNA from Poecile atricapillus (Black-capped chickadee), 1495 nucleotides. RefSeq names its product rhophilin associated tail protein 1 like (gene ROPN1L). NCBI's taxonomy places the organism in Eukaryota, Metazoa, Chordata, Aves, Passeriformes, Paridae. Bases 187 to 843 code for a protein of 218 amino acids. The transcript is spliced from 6 exons. The record is from RefSeq and is a predicted model, not a curated record.
UGCAAACUGGCUGCAUUGGAGUGAUGAAGAUUCUGUACCCUGUCUACAUUUCUCCAUAAAUGAAGUUCUAAGUAUGGUUUGAUCCUCAAAGGAGCCUUGAGUCACAGCAGUUCCAUCACUCUGUUGCUGGCUUUUAUUUUUUUCUUUUCCACUACAGGAAAAUUCACGUCUUUGUGACUGGACAUCAUGCCUCUUCCAGAAACCAUGUUCUGUGCCCAGCAGAUCAAAAUCCCUCCGGAGCUACCCGACAUUCUGAAGCAAUUUACUAAAGCUGCUAUUAGGACUCAGCCUUAUGAUGUUUUGCAGUGGGCAGCUGCGUAUUUUUCAGCCUUGUCUAAAGGUGAACCCCUUCCUGUGAAGGAGAGGAUCGAAAUGCCUUUAGCAACAGAGAAAAAAGAUGCUGGUUUGACCCCAGGACUCCUUAAGGUCUUGCACAAACAGCUUUCUUCCAAAGGCAUGGUGACCUUUGCAGAACUGAGGGAUAAAUGGAAGCAUUUGGGCUUGCCAGAGAAGGAGCUGGAAGCUAUCCUGCAACUGGACAGUUUUGGAGAGAAGGUGGAAUGGAUGAAGUUUCUGGCACUUGGCUGCAGCAUGCUUGGUGAGUCCUUACUGAGUUCAAUGAAACAGGCCUGCGAGAUCCUAACAAGAGACCUAGAAGGCGGAGCAGCUCGCAUUCCCUUCGAAACAUUCUCAUUCCUUUAUUCAUAUUUGGCCAGUAUUGAUGGAGAGAUAUCAGAGACAGAAACUAAAGCAUUUCUCCAGGGAAUUAAAGAACAAGCGGACAAACACUCUGGCAUGGUGUUGAUCAGACACUUCCUGCCAUACUCCUUUGUAUUUUAUUGAUCAACCCUACUCUUCAGCAUGAGGUGAGAGGAAAAAAUAAAAAGGAAGGAAUAAAUAAAUUCAAUUAUUUGUGUUCAAAGUACUGUAAUUUGCACAUUUCAGAACAUGAGCCUCUUCUCUGGCAUUUCCUUUUCUUUGUCCUACUCUUGAGAUGGCUCUUCAGGAGAUGUUAAUUGAAUACAUGGUUAUGUUGUUCUCCUGCCUCUCAAAUAAUGAUGGCCACCCCUUCAUUCAUCUGCUUAUAUUGAGCAAAAAUUGUUUUGUUACUGAGCUUCCUACCUCCAUUUGAUAAAGUGAUUGUUAAGUAAAACAUGGAAUUCAGCUAAGCUGGGGCAACUGUAACUGGAGCAUUUCUCAUUAUGUUUCUGGUAGCUCUGACUUCAUUUUGACUCUGGCACAAAUAUGCUGGUCCUUGGACUACCUUGUCUGCUGGACAUCCUCUAUUUAAACAAACUUUUUGUUUUACCAAGCCCUACUGAAAGAACUUAAUGAGCUGGUAGAACUGUGGUAGAACUGGUAGACAAAACCAAUGCAAGGACUGCAAUGGUUCAAUAUUAUUUUCCUUCUAAUUAGAACCCUUUCAGAAUGCCAGUAUAUUUUUUCAUUUUUGGAUAAACUUGUGUAAAUAAAGAUGUUUUAAAAUAAAGCUUGU